UUAGGAGAUGAUACCAAACGUAAACAAUAAAUUAUAACAAAUAACAAAGUACAAACUGAUGAACACUAUUUAUAAUAGUUUCGGGAAGACAGGAAACAAAUUAAGAUCUUAUUUUUAUUAUAGAGGAACUUUCGGAAAAUAUGAAUAACAUUUUGCAACUCUUACUGGUACUCUCUACUAGUAUGUAUGGAGUUCUUAAAGCAGAACCUAACUUUAUCCUGAUCAUAACAGACGAUCAAGAUUUAUUACUAGAUGGAAUGGUUCCAAUGACGAGAACUAUUGAGUUGAUAGCCAAUAACGGAAAAUUUUUCCAAAACGCUUACGUAAAUUCGCCAAUUUGUUGCCCAAGUAGAAGCACUAUUCUUACUGGAAAGUACUUAGAGAAUACAGGUGUCGUCAACAAUUCGAUAUCUGGAAAUUGUUCGAGUCAAGCGUGGCAAAAGAAUCAUGAGUCAUACACCAUAGCAGCUCUAUUGAAAAAGGCAAAAAGCUAUACAACCUAUUACGCGGGAAAAUAUUUAAAUCAGUACGGUACCAAAGAAGCUGGUGGCGUUGAACAUAUUCCUUAUGGGUAUGAUUGGUGGAUUGGCCUUCAAGGAAAUUCAAAAUAUUACAAUUACACUUUAUCUGUAAAUGGAACAGGCCAUUUUUUCAGCGACAAAUAUUUAACAGAUGCCCUGGCGGGGUAUUCGUUAUCCUUUUUAACCAACAAACCAAACGAUAAACCGUUUUUCAUGAUUGUAGCUCCGCCUGCACCACAUGCUCCUUUUACUCCUGCGAAAAGACAUGAAAACGCUUUUGCAGGAACUAAAGCUGUAAGAACUCCUUCAUUUAAUCAUUCAGGAUAUGGUAAGCAUUGGUUACUUCGAAUGUCUCCACAGUAUUUACCAGAAAAUGUGGACAUUUUAGACUCCAUACAACAACACCGUCUGGAAUCAGUGUUGGCAGUUGAUGAGUUAGUCGAGAGGAUUGUUUAUAAAUUAAAAGACCUAAAUAUCUUUCAAGAAACUUACAUUAUAUAUACUUCGGAUAAUGGAUUUCAUAUUGGUCAAUUUAGUCAACCUUGGGACAAGAGACAGCCUUACGAAACUGACAUUAGAGUUCCUUUUUUAGUUAGCGGACCCAACGUACCACGGAAAACUAUUGAAACAUUUCCUAUUAGUUCUGUGGAUAUUGCUCCCACAAUUUUGGACUUAGCGGGUGUCGAUAUUCCUAGGUCCAUGGAUGGCGAAAGUUUUAAAAAACAAUUGUUUCAAGAGACGACUGAUUAUUUUGCAAAAGGUAUUUUGAUUAGUUAUCGAGGAGAAGCAAAUCAAAAGCUAAUAGAUACAAGUUGUCCCUGGGCCUAUGAUCCAAAUUUGACUGAAUGCACCGUAGAUCAGUGGUGUAAAUGUCAAGAUUCUCGAAACAAUACCUAUAGGUGUAAAGUGUAUCAUAUGGACGAUCUUAUUUUUGGCAAGUUUGCAUCGAAACAUUGUCUUUUUGAUGACGCAGAGAAUUUCGUGGAAUAUUAUGACUUAUUAAAAGAUCCAUUUGAGUUAAGGAAUAUACCCCCGGAUAGUUUUAAAUAUCACCAGAAGUUAGAGGUAGCAGCUUUUCAAAAUGCAAUCCUGAAAGAUGCUGAUACUCAAGAGAAUAAUGAAGUCUAGUAUCAAGAUCGUAAGACUUUUUUCUGUUAGAAUUUUAUUUUGAUACGGAGCUUAAUAAAGAUUUUCUUUUCAUUAUUUUAA
Messenger RNA from Diabrotica virgifera virgifera (western corn rootworm), 1730 nucleotides. RefSeq names its product N-acetylglucosamine-6-sulfatase-like. Bases 141 to 1649 code for a protein of 502 amino acids. The transcript is spliced from 9 exons. Gene Ontology annotation, molecular function: N-acetylglucosamine-6-sulfatase activity; glycosaminoglycan binding. NCBI's taxonomy places the organism in Eukaryota, Metazoa, Arthropoda, Insecta, Coleoptera, Chrysomelidae. The record is from RefSeq and is a predicted model, not a curated record. Gene Ontology annotation, biological process: glycosaminoglycan metabolic process.